UUUUCCGCUGACACUUUUACUCUCAGGUUCGUUGUUUCUCCAGGGAUGAAGUGAGAAGCGAUGGGUCCUUCUCCAUGUUUCCUAACGCUCAAAAAAACUUUCUGACGGACCCCAUUGUCAUGUUUGUGGCUUAGCACUACUGUCAUCCGCACUUUUCUUUUACUCAAAAUCACAGAGAGCUUCUGUUUGCAUUGUUCUUUCUAUAAGCUCUGUGUCCAUACUAAGAAAUAUAGUCUGCAUUGUUCUUUCUAUAAGCUCUUUGACUGUAUUACCAUAAAGAGAGCUUUAAAAGUAAUACACUCUUUUUUUAUUAUAAGAACCUUUCUUUUAAGAACGUCCAGGCUGAGAUUUCACCAAAUUUUAAGAACAUGCUAAGAACAUGCCGAGGCUCAGAUAGCAUAAAAAUCUUUUUUUUUUUUAGUCCUGAUGCGUUGAAAAAUGCAGAAUCAAAUUGUGCUCAUAGUAAACAACCUUCAUAUUAUUGUUAUUGAUCAUUAGUGUAAUUCUCUUCCUAGUAAUUCAUUAGGUAUUAUAUUCUUAUAUACACUAAAAUUUAAGAACAUCGUUAAGAACAUAUUCAGCCUUAUUAAAAUGUCCCAACAUUAUGAACGGCCCAGCCUCAACUGGAAUUAGACGUUCUUAGAAAAAAAGAGUAACUAACCAUCGUUAUUACAAUUCCAUUGAUAUUAUUACUUUGCGGCUUUGGGAAUUUUGCGCAUUCUUUACAUGGAAUUACUUUAAGUGUUGACCAAUGGAAUAAUUUAUGGAUUUUAGAAAGCUGCAAUGUAGUUCAACGAUUGUAAUUGUAAGCGUGAGCUCACAAGAUACACAAAAUAACAGAACCCUUUGACAUAGCCCAUUGAAAAUACGUAGACGUAGAAGCCUACGUGUGUCCGUAAGUUGUGUUAGCAUUCGUAUGGCGCUCAAGGACUAACGCUACUUCAUAUCGGCGCCAGCUGAAAACUAAAUCAUUUCCGUGAGCUUGACGCCGUACUCGAGGUUUUUGAUUUCCAUAGCAAACAAGGUAUGUAUUACCGUAACCAAACAAAUAACGGCGAAAAAAAAAGCGCGCGAUUUAUUGCUUAUUGCAACAAAUUACGGCAAAAAGAAAGCGCGAGAUUUAUUGCUUAUUGCAACCAUACGGCGAAAAGAAAGCGCGCGAUUUAUUGCUCAUUGCAACAAAUUACGGCGAACAAAAAGCGCACGGUUUUUUGCUUAUUGCAUGCGCGUUUCAGUUUUCCACCUCAAUUUUUUAUUUUCGUUUUCUUAAACUGACGAUGCAGUGAAAAGUAAAUGAAAUAAUCUGGAAAAUACUUGUUCGUUAUAAAUAAAAUCAUAUCAAACACUAACUAUUUCUCUUUAUUGUUGGGAUUUCUCAAUUUUAUCAAAGGGGGGAUUUUAUCAAACUAGAUUUCCUUACUUGUACAUGCUUCUUAGAGCUUCAUGAGAAUAAGGCAUGUCUCCUAUUUCUUAGUAUCCAGAAGAAGCAUAUAUAAGAUUUUCUUAACAUGUUUGUAGGUAGUGGAUUAAAACUCUUGUGUAUAUACUAUGAAACUCCAUUCUAUUUCACGUAUUUUAUUUUUGUAUAAUCACGGAAUUGUAUGUGUCGAAUAGACUGAAUAAAAAGAGAUUGCAUAUUUCCUGUUUAUUUGCUUCCAUAAUUUGAUUGUAUUAUACUCCUCUAUUUUCCUUGACCUUUUUGCCCAAGCCUUUUAGAACAAAUAUUAGUGAAUGAUUGAUUACACAUUUUGUUUUUCAUUUUUUUACAUCUUUUUAAUUUUUUUUCUGUAGCAAAUUGUAUCUUUGUCGGACAUUUAGCGUUGGCGAUAAAUAAUGAUUAUAUCAUCGGUUUUAUUAUUAGCCCUCUUUACGUUACUAUGAAGUAUCUGCGGGAGCCAAUAGUUUAGAAAAAUAAAAUCGCCUGACAAUGGGGCUACUGUUUUACAGGCCUUGAAAAAAUGAAACUCGUAAUUUCGCAUUUCGUCCCAAAUACCACAAAUUGUUAUUGUUUUUACAGUAAUAAGAUUAGUCUUUCACUUGACUUUUACUGACAGGCAGGUGGGCGCGCGUGGGUAAAUAGACCGGUGUAAUGCCGUAUAAACCGGAAAAACAUGAUUAACAGUUUUCAUGGAUAAUACAAUAUAAAUAAUUAGAGCUUAUUUAAAACACAAGAAUAUUUUUACAAGUUUAGCUUGAUACCUCAAAGCACCUUUAUUGUUAUGGUUCGCUUUCUCUGUCCCUUUACUUUUCUACGAACCACUGCAAAUGAGAGUAGUAGAACUUGCUUCGUGGGAAAGCUGUUUUUCGAGUCGGUGAACAAGCUGUGAGAAUUGUACCGAGUCCUGUGGUGGUUUUAGUGCGAACUUGGCAUUUUACGCGGGCCCGUAGUACGUUGCGCGUGGGUGCUGCGGUGUUCUCCUACACGCGGCUCUUUAACGAGUUGUUGAAAAGACCUUGAUCUAGUGGUUAGCCUCAAUGAGGCGGCACCUAGCAUCGGUUCUUUUCUACUAAGCGCAUUUCUGUUGCUAGCCUAAGUGCAAAGCAAACAACAAGAGCGAAGUAAGCAUAUAUGGGUGUCACAGAAGGGCGUGCGGAUUAGCUCAUGUUAUCCAAUAAAUACAUCCGUAUGCUGACAGGUUUUCGGCUCGUUUUAAUGACCGAUGUUGGUUCAGUUGGAUCGGUUCGUUUUAUAACCUGUAAUAACUAGUUAAUUGGAUUUCAUUCGCACAUAACAGAAGAGUUUUAAGUUAAGAAAAAUGCAACACAACCGCAAAGGAUUUGGAAAAACGAAACACUAAUAUAACCACAGGAAAAGGCGGGGGGGAAAUCUGCUGAAAAAGGACAAAGAGGCUCUAAAAACUAUUGUUUGGAUUUGCAAAUUUUAAGCGAUCGAAAACCCCAAAGAAAACCGUCGCCGCCUCCUGACACCUGUGUCCACAAAAAGUAAAUAUAAUCGUAUUUGCAGCUUGUAUCCCAUAGGGUUACAUCGCCAGUGAACGAGCAAUCGGAGAAUUCAACAAGGAUAGUGAGGGUAAAAUACGCGUUCCACUGGCCGUAGAAUGAUACACCAUUUGAGGCGUGUUAACAUACUCCGGGAUAAUUCACAAGUUCUUUCAUAAAAGGAAAUACACACGAAGCUGUUAACACAUUCCGCAAAGAUAACGAUGGAUGUCAGCACAGUCGGGCGAGAACUUGAAAGCUACAUAAAUAGUAAGCUACAUGCGGCUACUUUCGUCCCUAACGACAUUGCCCUUAACAGCAAGAGAAGCAUCCACGCAAGCCCUAACGCUAUAAGAUCAUUACAAGGGACAGAACAACAAGGACACCAAUACGUGACCCUGACCAGUCUCCUAAGCCAAGACGUCCCUUACGGCGCAAUGCUCCUCGAGUUCCCUUCAAGCUCCAACACUAGUUUAGAGUUUGUAAACAGCGAGAGAUUUCUCAUUUACGAUUUCCCUCCACCAGCGGCGAUAUACAACGAGUACCUGUUACCACUUAGGGCGUGUCCGGUGGCGGGGGACAGUAUCCCCUUACUCCUCCGCGGGGCCCCUAGCCACUCCCUAAGCCAACACUGGUUAAAAUGGGUACCAGGUUUCACUCCGCCAUUUAUCAAGCAUAUACAUGAGGUUAUGGAUUAUGACGACAUAGUGACGUCAUUUCCGCAUCAAAUGAUCCCCUCCUGCAAGCAUGCAGUCGACCCGGAAGUACAUUAUAAGUUGCUGUCGAAAAACAGCAUCCCCGAGAUGGGGGCACAUACUCCGCAUCACAUGACCAUGGAAAACCACGCCCUGCCGUGUAUGGUAAAGGCCGCACACGGAAAAGGCACCAAGGGCACAUUUAAAGCAGACACGGAGCAAGAACUGGAACAGAUCUUGGUCGAGCUGCGAAAUAAUCUUCAGCGAUGUGAGCCUCCUAUACUAACGGAGGUCAUCGAGGACAUUGAUGGAAAUUACUGUUUACAGUUCUAUCUGCAUAAGUCCGGGGAGAUUUAUUGGCUGGGUGUGACUACCCAAAUUAUGGGUGAUAAAUUUGUGUGGGGUGGUGGGGUGGUGGAUUGGACGAAGCAAUUGUACCUCAGGGGGCUCCUGUGGGGCACGAUUUGUCCUGUAAAGGAGUACCUGCACAAGCAAGGGUAUUUUGGAAUAGUUGGGAUCGAUGUGUUGACGAGUAAGAGAGGCAAGUUCGUAAUCGAUGUGAACCCGAGGAUCAACGGGACGACGCCUCAACUCUUUCUUGCGCCGCGUAUGGCAGACCUCGGUUAUGGGUUGUCUGUGUACAUCGCAGAUGGGAGGUUCUUGUGCACUUCAGAGAGCCUGGUACAGAGGGCAGAUGUAUUGAAUUCUACAGGGGAGGUCAGGGUAGUGGUUUUGUCUUCAGCUGACAUAAGGGAUGGGUGUGAGGCACACGUGGUCGUGUUUGGUGAAUCUGAAGAAAAGGCGAGUGAAGGCUUUAAAAGGUUGAAAAAAUGUCGCUUAUAACUCUUACUAGGUUUUAGCUCUUUUUUUAGUCUUGUCAGUAUCUAUAGAAUCAAUAUGGCGUGUAAUAAAUGGUUGGCCAACAGAAAAAAA
Messenger RNA from Nematostella vectensis (starlet sea anemone), 4568 nucleotides. RefSeq names its product presenilin-1. Gene Ontology annotation, biological process: protein processing. Gene Ontology annotation, molecular function: metal ion binding; ATP binding; aspartic endopeptidase activity, intramembrane cleaving. The record is from RefSeq and is a predicted model, not a curated record. The coding region runs from base 3165 to 4478 and encodes 437 amino acids. Gene Ontology annotation, cellular component: nucleus; membrane. Lineage: Eukaryota; Metazoa; Cnidaria; Anthozoa; Actiniaria; Edwardsiidae. The transcript has 2 exons.